GCCAGGAUGGCGGCGGCGGUGGAGGUGGAGGGAGGCGCGGCCGCCUCACAGCGACUCCGCUCCGGUGGCUGAGGGGAGCCGGGCUCCGCGCCGCCUCGCUCCGACUGCCCGCACACCGACGGCCUUCUUCUCCCUUCUUCCUCCUCCUCCUCCUCCUGCACGGAGGGUCAGGCGGCCCUGCCCGGCCGCUGAGGGAGAAGCUUCCUUCCCCCCGGGGGAAGGGCAGCGCCAUCGGCCCAUCAUAUUUCCAGAAAGUGCCUCGAGGAAGCUUCCGUAUGUAAAAAAGAAAAAAAAAAAACAACAAACCCCUACAAGAAACACCGCGCGCUUUCUGGCAACCCGUGAAGCCAAGCUGUCAAAAUGGCAGAAAAUAAGGACAGUAACCUUAAAAACGCGGAUGUGAGACCCAAAAGCAGCCGGAGCAGGAGCGCGGACAGAAAGGAUGGUUACGUCUGGAGCGGCAAGAAGCUCUCCUGGUCCAAGAAGAGCGAGCAGGGUUCUGAUGCUGAAACAGCAAGCGCUGCAGGAAGAUCAGGGAGCAGUUUAAGGAGCCAGGAGAGGAAAUGCAGCUGCUCCUCUAUCGAGCUGGAUCUGGACCGUUCCUGCGGCCACAGGUUUUUAGGCCGCUCUCUCAAACAGAAGCUGCAAGACGCCGUGGGGCAGUGCUUCCCCAUCAAGAACUGCAGCAGCCGGCACGCCUCGGGACUGCCAUCGAAGAGAAAAAUUCAUAUCAGCGAGUUAAUGCUGGAUAAGUGUCCUUUCCCUCCCCGCUCAGAGCUGGCUUUUCGGUGGCACUUGAUCAAAAGACAUACGGCCCCUAUAAGUCCGAAAGCGGAAGACUGGAUAAUUGCUGAUUUAUCCCAGCAUGAGGAAAGGGAGGAUCAGCUGCGAGACGACGAGCUUGCCAACGGGGGAGCGGACUCUCCCUCUCAGUCCUGCGACUUCACCGACAGCGGUUCCUCGAGGGGCGAUUCGAGGUGUGAGUUGGCCACGGGUAAGGUGGGGAGGAGCAGUAAAGAUGAGAGCGAUAUGGACUCCGACGACGAAGUCAUAACACUGUGCACAAGUUCUAGAAAAAGAAACAAGCCCAAAUGGGAAACGGAUGAUGAGCUGCUAAGGAUGGAAACGCCUCCCAAAUACCAUACGCAGAUCGAUUAUGUCCACUGCCUGGUCCCAGACCUCCUCCAGAUCAAUAACAAUCCCUGCUACUGGGGAGUCAUGGAUAAAUACGCAGCUGAGGCCCUGCUGGAAGGAAAACCAGAGGGAACAUUUUUGUUACGAGAUUCUGCCCAAGAAGACUAUUUGUUUUCUGUGAGCUUCAGGCGCUACAGUCGGUCCCUCCACGCGCGGAUAGAGCAGUGGAACCACAACUUCAGCUUUGAUGCCCAUGAUCCUUGUGUCUUCCAUUCUCCUGACAUCACGGGGCUCCUAGAGCAUUACAAAGAUCCGAGUUCCUGUAUGUUCUUUGAACCGCUUUUGUCCACUCCUCUAAACAGGACUUUUCCUUUCUCUCUCCAGCAUAUCUGUCGAACGGUUAUUUGUAACUCCACAACGUACGAUGGUAUCGAUGCACUUCCCAUCCCUCCCUCAGUGAAGCUCUAUCUGAAGGAAUAUCAUUAUAAGUCGAAAGUUCGAGUACUCAGGAUUGAUGUACCAGAGCAGCAAAGCUAGAGAAUAUUUUUAUGAAAGAAUGAAAUUGUCUCGAAACAGACAAAUAGUAUGUUCGGUCUUUCUUCCAUCUAGUUUGUUAUUUUCAUAGCAAUUUGAUUUUUUUUUCCUUUUUCUGCAGAUUAUUUGACCCCCAAACUAGCCUCUGUCUAAG
This is a messenger RNA of Calidris pugnax (ruff), 1822 nucleotides long. It is a transcript of the gene SOCS4, whose product is annotated as suppressor of cytokine signaling 4. The transcript has 3 exons. Lineage: Eukaryota; Metazoa; Chordata; Aves; Charadriiformes; Scolopacidae. The record is from RefSeq and is a predicted model, not a curated record. Gene Ontology annotation, cellular component: phosphatidylinositol 3-kinase complex. The coding region runs from base 361 to 1671 and encodes 436 amino acids. Gene Ontology annotation, molecular function: 1-phosphatidylinositol-3-kinase regulator activity. Gene Ontology annotation, biological process: phosphatidylinositol phosphate biosynthetic process; negative regulation of epidermal growth factor-activated receptor activity; intracellular signal transduction.